Molecule: messenger RNA, 339 nt
Organism: Medioppia subpectinata
Lineage: Eukaryota; Metazoa; Arthropoda; Arachnida; Sarcoptiformes; Oppiidae
Source: the annotation of a GenBank genome assembly
ACUUUAGCUUCAAUCGAGAAUUUACGCGAAGAAAGACUUAAAAAUAGACAAAACUUUCUGAAAGAACUCAAUUGGGAUAACUAUGAGAGGAUUAGAGUUGUCGGCAAAGGGGCUUUCGGGACGGCUGUACUGUACAGGAAAAGACCCGACGGUUUGUUAGUAGUGCUCAAAGAGAUUAAUAUGAAUGACUUGAAUGCAGCCGAAAGGCAAUUAGCCAUCAAUGAAGUGCGAGUGUUAUCAAUAUUAGACAAUCAAAAUAUUGUCAGCUAUUAUGAUAGCUUUGAAAGCAAUGGCAACAUAUAUAUCGAGAUGGAAUACGCGGACGCCGGAACUCUAGCC